Messenger RNA from Rhinopithecus roxellana (golden snub-nosed monkey), 4122 nucleotides. It is a transcript of the gene KRABD4, whose product is annotated as KRAB box domain containing 4. The record is from RefSeq and is a predicted model, not a curated record. The transcript has 6 exons. Bases 301 to 579 code for a protein of 92 amino acids. Gene Ontology annotation, biological process: regulation of DNA-templated transcription. NCBI's taxonomy places the organism in Eukaryota, Metazoa, Chordata, Mammalia, Primates, Cercopithecidae.
CUACUGCGCGUGCGCGGCGCUGCGACACACUCCGACCCCAUCCCGCGUUCCGAGGGGGCGGUGGGAAGCGGAAGUGCUCGGCUGACCCGGGCGGGCGGUUCCUAGUUCACACUAGCUGUUGUUGUCGGCCUCUGAGGUUUCAGGCUCUUGGCGGUGAAGGUCAGAGUGCAGACCUGAGACCACUGCUACACCGACUUCAGACUCCAGUUUAUCUGUGCCCCGGCUUCCUCACUUAGUCUCAGAAGACUUAGGCUGAGGCCCCAGGAGGAGAUCUCCAUCCUUUAUCAAGAGCAGAACAGGAUGGCCAUGUCCCAGGAAUCAUUGACCUUCAAGGACGUGUUUGUGGACUUCACCCUGGAGGAGUGGCAGCAACUGGACUCUGCCCAGAAGAACCUCUACAGGGAUGUCAUGCUUGAGAACUACAGCCACCUGGUGUCCGUGGGGUAUCUAGUUGCAAAGCCAGAUGUGAUCUUCAGGUUGGGACCAGGAGAAGAGUCCUGGAUGGCAGAUGGAGGGACCCCGGUACGGACCUGUGCAGGUGAGGACAGGCCAGUAUGGACACCAAAGCUUUGCCAGUGACCUUUACCCAGCCAGGUACCCACCACGUUCUUGCCUGCUCUCACUUUGUGGUUAACACUGUAAACCUCACACCAUUUUCUGUUUUCUCUACUUAUUUCUUCUCAGACUGUUACAAAUCUGACUUCAUACUACUUGUUAUCAGAUUCCUCCAUUUUUCAAUACAUCCUUCCCACUCAACUCUUGUUUUUGUUAUUAUCUCUUUACUUAUUCAAAAAAUAAACACACUCGAGAGGACAUUACUCCCAAGGUGGAAUACUUCAGUGAAUCAUAUUUUAGUCCUGCAUAGAGCUGCUUUUUCCGUGUCUGUUUUUCCUGUGGGCUGCCUACAAGGAUCCAGAAACUCUUCUGAUACACUGGUCUGCUCUUUCUCUCCCCUUCAUAGUACCCCCUUCACUGGCCCAUGGCAAAGAAGCCUGUUUAGAAUGCUGUUACUCUUCAGAGGGUGAUCCAUGAACCAGCAGCCUGGGCAUUGUUGGGGCACUAAGUAGAAAAUCAGAAUCUGAGGCCCCACUCUAGAUUUUCUGAAGGAGAAUGUGCAUUUCAACAAGCUCCCCAGGGACCCCAUAGACACAGUAAAGCUUGAGAAUCACUGCUCAUUAGAGAUUAAUUUCAGAGCAUCAGCUGUAGUCAGGUGCUGGCCCCAAGGACUCCUCAGAUGGCUUCCUCCAGAACCCACUCCUCAGCACACACACCUGUUCUCUGAGAUCCUCCCUGUGCUGGCAUUUGUGGCUCCCACCAUUCUGUAGCUUCCUCCAGGAAUGUUUUGGGUGAUGAUAACCUCUUUGUUGCUCAGUGUAAUUCCAUAUCUGCUGCUUAGAGAUUCAUCAGGAUUUCUAGUGUGCUGAUGGUAUGCUUCCUUUCUUCCAGUGAUGCCUGGAAUUGUAAUGACUGUGUGUCUUGUUCUGAUUUCAGUGCUAUCCUAGAAGGGAGGAAAAGCAAAUUCAGGCACAGUCUACCCUCCUGAGUCCCGAUUCCCUCAUAAGAAAAACUAUUAUAUUAAAAUACAGACAUUUAUAUAUUCAGUCUAAGAGUGCAGAACAGUAUAGGCUAAAAAGUAAUCUUAGGUGCAUUCCCAAUCACACCCCCCCAAGGGCAGCUUCUUCUAAAGAUUUCUCUUUUUGGUUCUGGUGAGCACCUCCAUAGGUUUAGGGAAUACCUUUAUAUCUGCAUUUUAUGGGUUUUCAGUUUUAUCUUCCCCCUAUGAAAAGUAAGGAUUUCCCUCACACUUUGGCCUUCCACUCCCCAGCUCUUCACAAGUUUGUUAUAUGCUCAUUUUUAGUUCCUUUAUUGGUUACAUUUGUAACUUUAAAUAAACUUUCUCAUUUUUAGUUCCUUUAUUGGUUACAUUUGUAACUUUAAGUUACCAUAUGCAUUUCAUAUGGUAACUUAAAAAAAUAUAUAGCUAAGUGCCAGUGGCUCAUUUCUUUAGCUCGAACACAACCCCUAGACAUAAGAGCCUACAUCUUGUUCUGACUUGUUCCAGUGUGGGACUGGUGGAAGACAUUCAAUAAAUAUUGCACUGAUUAAUUUGGACCUGGGCAGAGGAAGGAGCUUUGUUAUUCAUCCACAUACAAGUGGCUAAGAGCAUGGACUGUGGAGCCACAUAGCCUGGACUGGAAUUCUGGCCACUUUCCUCACUAGCUAUCACUGUGUACACAUUGGUUGGCCUCUCUACCUGUUGUGGGGCUAAUGAUAGAACUGAAUGAUUUUCAGAAAUUAAUGAGUUGAUCCAUGUAAAGCACCUAAAAGGGUGCCUGGCAUAGAGGAAACACUCAACAAAUGUUAUCACUGUUUUUAUUGUUGUUAUUAUCCAUAAAAAAGUUUUCUUUAAUUUAAUGUAGUGGUUGUUAACCAGAGAUGUAUUACAUAGUUACCUGUGGAUCUGUCAGAAUACUCAUGAGUAGGCCCCACUGUAGAAAUUGUUUCAGAAAGCCUAGGGUAGGCCUGGUUAUGUGCAUUUUGAGUGACACUCCAGAGGGUUCUGAUGCCCAUCUUUGGUUAAGAUCCACUACUUGAAAUAUCUGCUGAGAGGAAUUGCAAGGAAAUAGGAGACAGCAAUGAGCAUGCGAGCAGGAUGGGAUGGAAAGACAGGCGCACAUGGACUCACUCCUAGACAGCUCUCCAAACUCCCAGGGUUGGAAGCAGAAUGCAGCAGAAAGCAACUUGACUUUCUUCCCUGUUUCUCCAUACUUGAAUCUAUUUCAGGAACUAUAUUUUUCCCUCUGUCUCCUGGAUGAAACCUCUGGCUGGUCCCAUAAGUUCACUGGUCUUUCUGAGAUAAUAAAAAUCUUCUGGGAACUGUUCCUUUCAAGAGUAGCCUCAUUACAGUAAUGAAAACUGUCCAGUCUCAUGUAGUAGUACAAACUGAAAUUUAUUUCAAGUUUGUUGAUCUUUUCAUAGAAGUUUUAGCUUUGUUAAUUUUCUCUACCAUUUUUCUGUUUUAUUGAUUUCUUUUACUUUUAUUUUCUUUUUCCUACUUACUUUCAAUUUACUUUGCUGUUUUUUAUCUAGCUUCCCCCAACAUUUUAUUAUGAAAACUUUUAUAUAAAACAAGUAAAAGAAUUGUAGAUUGAACACCCAUAUAAUACCUCCACCCAGAUUUAUAAUAACUAUAAACAUUUUGCUAUAUUUAUCCCCUGUCCAUCUGCCAAUUCCUCCAAUUUCCAUCAAUUCGAUUUAUUUUUUUAUAGUGCGUUUCAAAGGAAGUUACAGAGAUCAGUACCCUUAACCCCUAAGUACCUCCACAGGCAUAUCAUUAAUUAGAGUUCAAUAUUUGUUAGUACUUUAUCAUUAGUACUCAUGAAGUAUUUUAAUAAAACAAAAUGCCCUUAUGGCACCAUAUGAUCUUUGGCCAUACAUGUUAAUGUUUGAACAUAAUUUUCUAUAUGUGUUUUUAUAUGUGAUCAUUAUAUAUUUAUGUUGAUGUGACUGCAUUCCUUUUAUUUUUUCAAAUGAAAUUGAUUAAGGUAUAAUGUACAUACCAUGAAAUUUAUCUUUCUUAGGUGUACAGUUGUAUAGUUUUGAUGAAUAUGUAGCUGUGUAAUUACUACUACUACAAUAAAAGUAUUGGACAUUUUCAUCCCCCACAAAAAACUCCAUGUUUCCUUUUAUAAUUCAGUCUCUCUCCUCAUCCCAGGCUUGACCUCUUUUCCUUCUAGUUUGAUUCUUUCUAGAAUGUCAUGUGGCUGGCUUCUUUCACUUACCUUAAUGUAUUUUAGGUUCAUCCAUGUUGUGGCAUGUAUCAUUUUGUUCCUUUUGAUAGCUGAGUAGUAUUCCAGUUUGUCUGUCGAUGGAUGAGUUAAUGCACAUUUGAAUUGUCCCGGGUUUUUUUUUUGGUUAUUAUGAAUGAAGCUGGCAAACAUUCUUGUACAGACAUUUCUGUGGAUCUGUGUUUUCAUAUCUCUUGGGUAAAUAUCUGGAGUGAGAUUGCUUGGCCAUAUGGUAAGCAUAUGUUUAACUUUAUAAGACAUUGGGCCGGGUGUGGUGCCUCACGCCUGUGCUCCCAGCACUUUGGGAGGCCAAGGCGAGCGGAUCACUUAAGGU